AAUUUUUUUUUUUAUAUCAUAGUAUUAUCAUAUCCUCUUGGAUUAUGGCAAGCAAUGACACCUGCUGAUAAUCCAUUUGAGGAUCAAUUUUGUUCUAUUUUUAAUGGCUUAUCUUCUCUUCAUGAUUAUGUAGAAGCCUAUGGCAAUUUUACAAAACAAUUAAUCAGUGCUGCUUGUGAUGAAGAUGAAUCAGUUAAUGAAUGCUUAGAUACACAUGAUCCUCGAUCAAAACUCUAUACAGAUCUCACCCGUCCUUCACGCGCUUGGUUUUGGCAAAUAUGUACCGAGUAUGCCUAUUGGCAAACAGGGAGUGCACCUAUCUGGAAACCUCGUAUUGUAUCUCGCAAAUUAAACACAGCUUGGUAUCAGCAUCAGUGCCCUUUGAUGUUUGGUGAACAUGCAGUCCCUAAACGACCUUUAUGGCACAAGAUUAAUAAAGAGUACAACGGUUGGCAUAUUAGUCUAGAUCGCGUAUUUUGGAUUGAUGGUGAAUGGGAUCCCUGGAGAACACUUAGUGUACAAAGUAAUAAUGCGCCUGACCGUUCUAAUUGGAAAGAAAACGCAAAGUAUGCUAUUUUACCAAAGUCUGUUCAUCAUUGGGACUUUUUUGUUAGUAACACUGUCUCAGACUUUAUUAAAAAUAUUCAAGAAAAGGUUUUAGAAACCAUCAAGGAUUGGAUCGAAGAAGCUAAUUCAUUAAAUAACGAUGCUAACUUUUACUAUCAAUCAACUUAAUAAAAUUUGGUUAUUUACCAAUUCACAUUUUUUUUUAUUAUAAGAGAAAAAAAAAGUAACAUGUUUAAACAUAUAAACACCCAACAAAAAAUGUUCGUUUAUUUAAGAGGAACAAACUUGGAAGAGUGAGUGGCACCAAUACCGGGACGACCGUGCUUGACAGGCUUGUAGGUGAUGGAGAAUUCACCGAGCAGGGGCGUUCUUCUUGGCAGCACGGAGCUUCUUGAUGAGACCCAUAGGCUUACGCUUGAGACCACGUUGGAAUCUUCUACGAGCACGACAAUGAACGAGCUCCAUGAACUAUAAAACAAAACAUUGAUCAAUUUCUAGGUAUU
This is a messenger RNA of Cokeromyces recurvatus, 1070 nucleotides long. RefSeq lists its product as uncharacterized. The record is from RefSeq and is a predicted model, not a curated record. Bases 55 to 735 code for a protein of 226 amino acids. The transcript has 3 exons. Gene Ontology annotation, biological process: proteolysis. Gene Ontology annotation, molecular function: dipeptidyl-peptidase activity; serine-type exopeptidase activity. Lineage: Eukaryota; Fungi; Mucoromycota; Mucoromycetes; Mucorales; Mucoraceae.